Molecule: messenger RNA, 1119 nt
Organism: Rhinichthys klamathensis goyatoka
Lineage: Eukaryota; Metazoa; Chordata; Actinopteri; Cypriniformes; Leuciscidae
Product: supervillin-like
Exons: 6
Coding region: 286-1086 (266 amino acids)
Source: RefSeq, a predicted model, not a curated record
AGGGCAGUGUGUGUGUCUGUGUAGCUGUCAGUGUUGAUCCAAACGCACAGCUGAUACAUCCACAGAUCGAUGCCAUGUCCUCGGGGAAGUGAUCAGGAUGAUACACACACAUAUUAUUCGAGGAACCUGCUGUAAUUUGUUCUUCUGAUCAAUCAAACAUUUCUUCGGUUGGGACUCCUCCACCCUUGUUUUCCAAAUUGAGGGGUUAAUAAUCAUCUUGAUCAUACACCAGGAAUUAUUCUGCCUACUUCAAACAUCCAAAGUGACAAAACUGGAGUUGAUGAUAUGGACAAAAUGGAAAAUGCAGCCCAGGAGUCCAGAGCUGAACGCAUAGCUCGCUACAAAGCAGAGAGACGGCGAGAGCUGACUGAACGUUAUGGCAGCCAGGAAGAGGAGCUUCCAUCUAAGUGGUCGAGAAGAGACAGGGAAGGACGCGGUGUCCGUGACUCUAACUAUGUGGAAAAGUCUGUUUCAGGAGGAAUGAAUGGAGGGAUGGGGAGGAAUGGACAAACACCAUUAGAGGAACGGCCUGUUCCUGCAAUGAUCUCCAAUGGAUGUAAGGUGAACACCAGUGGAGAGAACACACACCAAAACAGGGAGUGUUUGUUGGGCUCGUCUGGUACAGUGGAUGGGGAAAACCCUCCAGACUCCCAUGGGCCCUCAACCCCUGACACACGCCAGUUACACACUCAUGUAUCAGUAGGCCAGCUGAAGAGCGCUCUUCUACAGCAAACCUCGAGUCCUGCUCCGUCUAAUAGAGUCACCACUGAUGGUGGCGUGGUGGCCUUGACUCUUGACCUAGCGGUUCAACCAGGUGCCGAGGGAAGUCGUCGGCGUACCCGUCGAUACAUGCCUGGGGAUCCUGCAGGGAGUCGCAAAAACAGUGAACGUUUCCGUACUCAACCCAUCACAGCUUGUGAGAUAAAGGAGAGUUGUGGAACAAUGGACGAUGAAAAUCAGGACACCUCGCAAAUGGAUGUAAAGACAGAUGCCAGAGCCAAGAUGAGUGUAGCUGCCAAGAUGUCUCUGUUUAAAGUAGGUGAAACAAGAGCCCACCGUAUCUCUUUAGCAACUGCUGCUGCCUGAAUAGAAAAAGGUCAUUGCCAUGGAUGGAAAACA